CCGAGUACUCGGGGAUGAAAAAGUUCAGAUCAAGUGGAGCGUGAAAAGGUUUUGGAGAGAUUCUUCGCUGUCUGCAGUACCGGCUCAUUUAACAUUCUGGAGAUACCUUUCCAAAUGGCCACCGCAGUAAUGCUGCACACUGCUGUGGCACUGACGAUGAUGCAUAUCUGGAAUAGCCGCGUCGGGGAUUGUCAGCCAGAACCGUCAGAAAGCGUGAAGCUGAGGUUGGUGAAUGGCGGCACUCGAUGUGAUGGGAGAUUGGAGAUUCAGUACAAAGGAAACUGGGGGACGGUGGAUGGUAACUCCUGGGAUAUGCCGGCCACGAAUGUGGUGUGUCGGCAGCUGAGCUGCGGCGCUGUACUGAAAGCCUAUGCUGGUAGUAGCUAUGGGGAAGGAUCCGGACCUGUUUUCACGCCGAACUUUCAGUGCAGUGGGAGCGAGGCCGCUCUUCAGGAGUGUAAAUCAGAUCCAUGGGGUGACACUGGCUAUUCACACAGUCGUGAUGUUGCUGUUGUUUGUAAAGAAAGUAGGAAGGUGAGACUGGAAAAAGGUGGCAGUCCAUGCACCGGGAGACUGGAAGUGAACCAUGAGGGAUACUGGAGACCUGUCUAUGCUUCGGGCUGGGAUCUGCUGGAUGCUACUGUGGUGUGCAGAGAGUUGAGCUGCGGAGCCGCGCUGAAAGCCCCACACGAAUAUCAUUUUGGAAAGGUUUUUGACUCCGUUAUAACUUAUAAGGUUAACUGCGACGGGACCGAGCCUGCUCUGCGGGAGUGUAAAUCAGAAGAAUGGAAAUUCUACAACCAUCCUCGACCCGACUAUGCCGGAGUGAUUUGCGCAGACCACCGAGCUCCAAGAUUGGUGUCCGGAAAUGAUGAAUGCACGGGAAGAUUGGAAGUACAAUUUGGAGAAACCUGGAAAACUGUGUGUGAUCUACACUGGGAUAUGAAUGAUGCCAGCGUGGUGUGCAGUCAACUUCAAUGCGGAGUCGUUGUUGCUGUGCGGGGAGGAGCUUAUUUUGGAGAAGGAACAGGACUUGUUUCGACUCAUGCCUUUGAAUGUCAGGGUAAUGAGUCGAGUCUAUGGGACUGUCCAUUUUCCUCAGGACCUCAUCGUUGCACCCAUGAGAAUGAUGUUGGUGUGAUCUGUUCUGGGAAUGAUGUCGCGCGGCUCGUUGAUGGGGGCAACAGAUGUUCCGGCCGGGUGGAAGUUCAGCACGGGGACCAGUGGGGAACACUUUGCGAUGAGUAUUUCAGUUUGGAAGAUGCUGCCGUGGUCUGUGAACAGCUACAGUGUGGUGCAGUAAAUGCAACUCCCAGAGAUGCAUACUUUGGCACAGGAAACGGGCCAAUGUGGAAGGAUAACUACAUUUGUUUAGGCAAUGAGUCCCGAUUAGCUGAUUGUCAAGUCUCAGCGUGGAGUCAGAUCAGCUGUUCGCAUGGAGAUGACGCCAGCUUGAUCUGCACCGAUGACAUUUGGUCUCUGCGGCUGACCGAAGGGGGAAGCCGCUGCGACGGCCAGGUGGAGGUUUAUGAUAACGGCAGAUGGAGCAGAAUCCAGGAUAACUUCUGGAAUAUCGAUGAAGCCAACGUUGUCUGUAAUCAACUGCGUUGCGGUGUGGCCACAUCCUCCUACAUCGCCUCGGGGCACAGAGGGAAAGGUGGGCCCGUGUGGGUGACCGACCUUCAGUGUGAAGGAAGCGAAUCACAUCUCCAAAAUUGCAGGAGAUCCAUAUUGAAUCGGACUUCCUCCGACAUCAUCGGCGUCGGCGUCCUGUGUUCAGGUGAAUAG
Molecule: messenger RNA, 1788 nt
Organism: Hypanus sabinus (Atlantic stingray)
Lineage: Eukaryota; Metazoa; Chordata; Chondrichthyes; Myliobatiformes; Dasyatidae
Product: scavenger receptor cysteine-rich type 1 protein M130-like
Exons: 7
Coding region: 115-1788 (557 amino acids)
Cellular component (GO): membrane
Source: RefSeq, a predicted model, not a curated record